AUGCAGAACAGUGGCCCGGCGGAGGACCUGAAGACCACCGUGAUGCAGCUGCGUGAGACCGUGCUGCAACAGAAAGAGACCAUUAUGAACCACAAGGAGACGAUCAGGGAACUUAAGUCCAAACUGAGCCGGUGUGAGAGUCAGAGCGCGCCGGUGGCAGAGGGAGCGCGGCGCCCGGGGGGGAAGAACACUAUGGGAGACGUGUCCCGAGGCACCACAGAGACCCUCACCCAACUGGGACAAACCCUACAGACCCUCAAGCAGCGGCUGGAGAAUCUAGAGAACUACAGCCGCGGGAACAACAGCUCUGCGCAGGCGAACAGCCUCAAAGACCUGCUGCAGAACAAGAUCGACGACAUGGAGAAGCAGGUGCUGUCCCGGGUCAACACUCUGGAGGAGGGCAAGGGCUUCAGGAACGAAUCCGAUCAGCGCAACCGCGUGGAGUCCACUCUUACGUCUCUGCACCACCGCAUCACGGACCUGGAGAAAGGUAAAGACGGCAGACCCAGUGAGAAGUUCCAGUUGACGUUCCCACUAAGAACCAACUACAUGUACGCCAAAGCCAAGAGGAGCCUGCCGGAGAUGUACUCCUUCAGCGUGUGUCUGUGGAUCAAGUCCAACGCCUCUCCAGGAGUGGGCACACCCUUCUCCUACGCUGUCCCAGGACAGUCCAACGAGCUGGUUCUGAUCGAGUGGGGAAACAACCCAAUGGAGAUCCUCAUUAAUGACAAGGUUGCCAAGCUGCCAUUUCUAAUCAACGACGGUAAAUGGCAUCACCUUUGCAUCACAUGGACCACUCGGGAUGGAGUGUGGGAGGCUUUCCAGGACGGGGUGAUGAGGGGGAACGGAGAGAACCUGGCUCCGUACCAUCCCAUCAAACCGGAGGGAGUGCUCGUCCUGGGACAAGAGCAGGACACAUUAGGCGGCGGCUUCGAUGCGACACAAGCCUACGUGGGAGAACUGGCGAACCUAAACAUCUGGAACCGGAAGCUGACGGUGGCGGAGAUCUACAACUUGGCCACAUGCAACAGCAAAGCACCAGCAGGGAACGUCUUCUCCUGGUCAGAAAGCAACAUCGAGAUCUUCGGCGGAGCGACAAAAUGGACAUUCGAGCCGUGCCGUUCGAACAACUGA
This is a messenger RNA of Knipowitschia caucasica, 1134 nucleotides long. The record is from the annotation of a GenBank genome assembly. Lineage: Eukaryota; Metazoa; Chordata; Actinopteri; Gobiiformes; Gobiidae.